CCUCAUUAAUCACCUCGUUCGUCCCUCCUGUCUCGUCAGGUAAAGGUAUCUGUGUCUCUGAGCGUUGGUUGGAUCAGGAUCGGAGGAAGAUAAUGGCGGACGAAAUGGAGAAAUCUGCGCCUGCGGAGGAGUCGCUAUUGGAGAAGAUCGCCGAGAAGAUCCACGAUCACGAUUCGUCGUCGUCAUCGGAUUCGGACAACGAGAAAAUGGAGUCGCCUAUGGCCGUGAAGGACAAGAUUUAUCGUCUGUUUGGCAGAGAGAAACCUGUUCACAAGGUCUUCGGUGGUGGAAAGCCUGCUGAUGUGCUCUUGUGGAGGGAUAAGAAACUGUCAGCUGCUGUUCUUGGAACGGCGACUGCCAUCUGGGUUCUGUUUGAGCUAGUUGAGUAUCACUUGUUGAGUCUUGUUUGUCACAUUUUGAUACUCGCUCUCUCAGUCCUGUUUUUGUGGUCCAAUGCUCACAGCUUCAUCAACAAGUCUCCACCGCAGAUUCCUGAAAUCCAUCUUCAUGAGGAACACUUUCUUCUCGUUGCUUCUGCACUCAGAAAUGAGGUGAACCAGGCUUUUACCGUCCUACGCGACAUUGCUCUAGGAAGAGACUUGAAGAAAUUCCUGAUGGUCGUGGCUGGGCUGUGGGUCAUCUCGGUCGUGGGUAGCUGGUGCCACUUUUUGACGUUGAUAUACAUAUGUUUUGUGCUGCUUCACACUGUGCCGGUGCUAUACGAGAAGCACGAGGACAAAGUCGACCCAAUGGCGGAGAAGGCCUUUGUCGAGCUCAAGAAGCAGUACGGUGUGCUUGAUGAGAAGGUUCUUUCUAAGAUUCCCAUUGGCCCUCUCAAAGCUAAGUUGGGUUAGAGCGAGAGAGAGUGACCGUCCGUCCUCUUAUUAGUCAUCAUCUUUGGUUUUGUUUUGGAUUCAUUCCCCUUUGAUCCAUGGCUGCUUUUUAAUUAUUAGGGGCAGAGUUUUCAGUUUAUUGCUCCUGUCCCAUUUGACUGCAUAUUGCUCGUCUCUCUUUUGGCAUUAUUAUUUAUAUAAUCAAAUAUGGUGCAUCGGUUAUUGCUU
Molecule: messenger RNA, 1061 nt
Organism: Tarenaya hassleriana
Lineage: Eukaryota; Viridiplantae; Streptophyta; Magnoliopsida; Brassicales; Cleomaceae
Product: reticulon-like protein B6
Exons: 5
Coding region: 93-854 (253 amino acids)
Source: RefSeq, a predicted model, not a curated record